This is a messenger RNA of Bipolaris victoriae FI3, 480 nucleotides long. RefSeq lists its product as hypothetical. The transcript has 2 exons. The record is from RefSeq and is a predicted model, not a curated record. Bases 1 to 480 code for a protein of 159 amino acids. NCBI's taxonomy places the organism in Eukaryota, Fungi, Ascomycota, Dothideomycetes, Pleosporales, Pleosporaceae.
AUGGGUUGCGUCGGCCUCGAAGCCUUAGGUCUUGUCGAUCGUCUCCCAUUGGCUGGGCCUGGGUUUCGCCCGCCGCAACUGGCUUAUCCUUCCCCACCCGGUCGACGUCGAGCUGCGUCGUCCGAAGCUGUUGGCGUCCCAAGAACGCAUACAAAUAAGACUUGCACGGUGCAAAACAGUCCCAAACGGCCAUCACGCCCAGCCUAUGGCACCCUCGGCCGAGGCGCAGUCUGCCUUAACCAUCCGGCAUCCCUUCUGUUGUUGCGCCUUGCGAGCCCUGCGGAUUGCUCCGUCUCACCCUCUCCUUUCUUUUCCCAAGGUCCGCCUGCUCCCAUUGCUGCUGAUUGGGCUCGCCGGUGGUUUUGUUGUUCGUCCGCCUCAGUGGCCUUCUUGGGUCCGCCCUGGCAUGACGCGUCAUCCCCACCAUGUUUUCCACACUUUCCGAGCUUCAAAAAUAGCUGCUGGCCACCACCAGCAUAA